Molecule: messenger RNA, 2422 nt
Organism: Oryza sativa Japonica Group (Japanese rice)
Lineage: Eukaryota; Viridiplantae; Streptophyta; Magnoliopsida; Poales; Poaceae
Product: probable polygalacturonase At1g80170
Biological process (GO): carbohydrate metabolic process
Molecular function (GO): polygalacturonase activity
Source: RefSeq, a predicted model, not a curated record
AUGGGGUUGAAUCAUCGAUUGGUAAUCAUGAACUGCUGAUGGCAUUCGUGCAGUGCAGCUUAUACCUUGGUUAGAAUCAGACGUAAUUAAGCCAUCAACAUUUACAGAAAGCUAGCGUAAAGGGACCUCUAAUCUUUUUCCCGUUCUUGGAAAAUAAUAAUGAUACUACGUAGGUAGAACCAUAACAAAUGAUAACCACAUGCAACAAACAUGAAGAGUUUGCAACUGGGAAGUUGACAUGAAAUCUCUCAACCAAAGCUGCUGCCUUUACACGUCUUAAACAAGAACGUUUGUAGAGUCAGCCUCUGUCUAAAUUGUUCAUUCAAGCCAAAGCAUUAUCUAAUCACCAUCAUCAUCUUAAUUUGUACUUACAUUACAUAGCUACCAAAAGGACAAGAAGAAAUGAUGCAUCGAUUGAAAAAAAUGCCAAGGGAAAAAGGGUAUAUGGAUGAGUAAAGCAUAAACUACACCUUGCCCUGUCGCACACAUCGCCAUUAUUCACUUGCACUUCAAGUCCACCCAAAAAAAAACAAAAACAAAAAGAGCAUAGAACACCACACCUCCAUCUCCUGCUCCUGCUUCUUCAGUUUCUUCUUCUUCUUGUUUCCCCUAUAAAAUUAUUUGCUACACCUCGUAUUGUAUCCCAAGCCAAGGAGAGCAUACUACACUGUUUCUGUUAUUAUUGUGUGAAGUGAAACAAUGGAGGCAGUAGGAGGAAGAAGAAGAAGGCCAAGAACAAUGCUGUUCUUGGUGCUAGUAGCGUUGAUGGUGAUCAUGGCCAUGGCGAAGACGGCGAGCGGCGGCGGCGGCGAUGACGGCGGCGCCGGAGGUGACCAUGACCAUGAUCAUGAGCAAUUCUUGAAGCUUUGGAACGGAAGAGGCGGAGCAGAUGCUAAGGAAGAUUACCUGAAUUGGGACGACGACGACGAUGAUGAUGAAGAUGAAGAUGAAGAAGAGGAGGAGGCGGAGCAGGUGAUGGCGUGGGCGGCCAAGUGCCGGCCGCCGGCGGGGAGGAACGUGGUGAACGUCGACAGCUUCGGCGCGGCGGGGGACGGCUGCUCCGACGACACGGAGGCGUUCUUGAAUGCUUGGAAGAAGGCAUGCUCGCUGAACAACGCGGUGUUCUUGGUCCCCGGCGGCCGCCGCUACAAGGUCGGCGCUGCCAGGUUCAUCGGGCCCUGCAAGAACAGGAUGAUCAUCCAGAUCCAGGGCACUAUCGUGGCGCCAGAUGAGCCGUCGGAGUGGGAUCCGGCGAGCCCCCGGCUGUGGCUCCUCUUCUCCGGUCUCGCCGGCGCCCGCAUCCAGGGCGGCGGUCUCAUCGACGGCUCCGGCUCCAAAUGGUGGGCCAACUCCUGCAAGAUUGACCGCUCCAAGCCAUGCAAAGGAGCACCUACGGCUUUGACCAUCGACUCGUGCAGGGGGGUGAGCGUGCGGAACCUGCGCCUGCAGAACGCGCAGCAGAUGCACCUGACGGUGUCGCGCUCCCGCGACGUGCGCCUCGCCAGCGUCCGCGUCGACUCGCCGGAGGACAGCCCGAACACCGACGGCAUCCACGUCGCCGACUCCACCGCCGUCACCAUCCAGUCCUGCCGCAUCGCCACCGGCGACGACUGCAUCUCCAUCUCCAACGGCAGCUUCGCCGUCCGCAUGCGGGACAUCGACUGCGGCCCCGGCCACGGCAUCAGCAUCGGCAGCCUCGGCCAGGGCGGCGCGUUCGCCGCCGUCGACGGCGUGUCCCUCGACGGCGCCCGCGUCGCGCGCGCCCAGAACGGCGUCCGCAUCAAGACGUGGCAGGGCGGCGCCGGCUACGUCCGGAACGUGCGGUUCGCCGGCGUGCGCGUCGACGGCGUCGACCACCCCAUCGUCAUCGACCAGUUCUACUGCGACGCGACGCGGCCGUGCCGGAACCGGACGUCGAACGUGCGGGUGAGCGGCGUGGUGUUCCGGAACAUCACCGGGACGGCGAGGCGCGCGGAGGCGAUCAGGCUGGCGUGCAGCGACGCCGUGCCUUGCGUCGGCAUCGUGCUCAGCGACAUCGACCUGCGCCGCGAGGACGGCGGCGGCGAGGUGCAGACCGUCUGCAACUGCGCCAUGGGCUUCGACGACGGCCGCGUCAGCCCCGCCGCCGACUGCCUCAGGACCAGCCCCUGCGGCGGCAUGUCGCCGGACGACUACCACCCCGACGACAAAGACGACGACGACGAGGUCCGGCAUACCGAGCUGUGAACUGAACUGAACUCUCAUGCGUGAAUGCUAAGAUCGAUCGGCUUAAGCUCAAUGAAGCCCUUUUGACCCUGCUAUUAAUUACAGUAGUAGUAAUUAAUUAAUUAUAAUUAAUUAAUCCUACUGGUGCUUUCCUUUUUGUUACAGUGUGCUUUGUAAAUUAAAUGUCACAGUAUUAUAUACUCACUCCGUUUCACAA